CUAUUUUUAUCACUUGCUCUUCUCAUUCAUUAGAAACGAAGCGGAAGCAUUCGUUACUCAAAUUCGCUAUUGCUCUCUAGUCUCUAAAGAAGCACUGCUGCCCUAUAAAUACUUGGCAGCCCAUAGGCUUCCGUUUUGUUGAUUCCCACACUGGUCUCUGUAGUCAAUUGCUUCCUCGUCAGAAAUAGGGUUAGGGCUUGAGCGUGUCCAUGUGCCGUUAUUGAGCUGUCUCCAUGACUACUUAUACAGCCUCUUUGGAUUCUUUCAAGGCGAUUCUUUUGCUAUCGGCGACGCCUCCACUCGCCGGAUCUUACCUUGGGGGAAGGAUUUCUGCGCCGUAUGUGGGUGCCGCUGGUCCGUCCACAUCUCGACCGUAUAUUUUACCGUUAGAUCGGCGGCGGGCUGGGAGGAGGUGUACAUGCGUGGGAUUUCUUUCGAGGGGGAGAUCAAUGGAGGCGUUGAAAAGGCCGGUUCUUGCGUCGGAUUUGGGAGCUGGUGGCGAGGUCUGCCGCUCGAGGCCCCCAUUGAGAGCUCGCAGCGAGGAAGAACUGCUUUCUUAUGUCAGAAAGGAAGUUGAAAAUGGAAGGCUUUCAUCAGAUAUAGCUCAUGGAUUGGAGGAACUCUAUCAUAGUUACCGAAAUGCGGUUGUGCAAAGUGGACUUCCAGAUGCAGAUGAAAUCAUACAUUCCAAUAUGACAGUUGCAUUUGAUCGAAUUCUCAUGGACAUAGAGAACCCUUUCAUUUUUGGAGCUCAUCACAAAGCUAUACGAGAGCCUUUUGACUAUUACAUGUUCGGUCAAAAUUAUAUUCGCCCUUUGUUGGAUUUCAAAAAAUCGUACAUUGGCAACAUUUCCCUCUUCUCUGAGAUUGAACAACAUCUUCUACAGGGUCAUAACAUAAUUUUGUUCUCCAACCAUCAAACGGAAGCAGAUCCAGCAGUAAUUGCCUUGUUGCUUGAAAGGACAAAUCCUCAAAUUGCUGAGUCAAUGGUGUUUGUUGCUGGGGAUAGAGUUGUUACUGAUCCACUUUGUAAGCCAUUCAGUAUGGGAAGAAACCUACUGUGUGUAUAUUCUAAGAAACACUUGUUUGAUGAUCCUGAGCUUGUUGAUCUGAAAAAAAAAGCAAAUACCCGAAGUCUCAAAGAAUUGUCAGCUCUUUUUAAGAGUGGAUCACAGAUAAUUUGGAUAGCACCAAGUGGUGGAAGAGAUCGGCCAGAUCCUGAAACAGGGGAAUGGUUUCCUGCUCCAUUUGAUGCAUCUUCGUUGGACAAUAUGAGAAGGUUGGCUGAGCAUUCUGGUGUUCCUGGGCACUUUUAUCCGCUUGCAUUGCUAUGUUAUGGUGUCAUGCCUCCACCAGCACAGGUGGCAAAGGAGAUUGGUGAGCAAAGAAAGCUGUCACACCACGGUGUUGGCUUAUCUAUUUCCAAAGAAAUAAAUUUCAAUGAAGUUACUGCUCAUUGUGAAAGCAAAGAUGAGGUAAAGGGAGCUUUUUCAAUGGCACUGUACAAUGCAGUUACAGAGCAGUACAAUAUUCUCAAAUCUGCCAUAUAUGAACUGCAAGGCUUAAAUGCAUCAGACUCCAAGGUCUCCCUUUCACAGCCUCAUAUACAGUAGUUUCUAACAGAGGUUUUGUUCAUGGAAAAUGCAUGGGCCAUACUUGAUGAAGCAAGAUUUUCUGUGAUUUGCAGGAGCUGAUGGCUCCAACACGGCAAAUUAUUAGGUCCGGUGAUUCCAUGCGCUUUUAGUGCACUUUUGAUAUAUUUUUUAAAAAGAGCAACUAAUACACAAUUUUAACUGCAUAUUAGCUACUCUUUUGCUGCCAUUUUGCUGAGUAUUUAAAAAGCGAAGCAAAAGCACAGCAAAAGGACAGCAAAUAUUCAACGAGUAAGUUAUUUGUUGCGCUUUUGCUAUAUUUUUGCAAAUACUCAACAAAAAAGUAGCUAAAUGCAAUUAAAAUUGUGUAUUAGUUGCUCAUUUUUAAAAAUACAUCAAAAGCGCACUAAAAGUGCAUGGAAUCCGGAUGAAAAAUUAAAUCCGGUGACCGGACCUAAUAAUUUGCCCUCCAACUCAGAACACACAUAAUUUUUGGAAUGUUAUGACAAUCCAGGCAUGCAUGACUAUUAAUUCUUUUUGAUCCUCACUACAGCAAUUUCCUCUCCUUCAUUGGUACCAUAUCCUUCCGCUGGCUCUUUUGUCUGGACGUUAUGGGUAGGGUACUCGUAUUGUACAGUUUUCCACGCUGUCAUAAGAAAAUCCUACUUAUUUUUUGUUUUUGUUCCUUCUAAUUCACAAGACAAGUCUCUAUGGAGUCAAAACUCUCAUUCCUCCAUGGAGAUCGAGUAACAACAGCAUUUGCUGAGUUGCUAGCUUGAUUUCGUGUCUGGAUUUAUGUAAUUGUAGUCGUCCAACCAUAGAGAAAUCUUCCUAUGUCAUUUUUUUCAGAAUCUAUAUAUAUUAUCUAUGGUAGGUUUCAAAUGCUAAGUGCAUAAGAAAUUUCUGUAUUUCGUGCU
This is a messenger RNA of Dendrobium catenatum, 2509 nucleotides long. Its product is annotated as glycerol-3-phosphate acyltransferase, chloroplastic. The transcript has 13 exons. Lineage: Eukaryota; Viridiplantae; Streptophyta; Magnoliopsida; Asparagales; Orchidaceae. Bases 234 to 1613 code for a protein of 459 amino acids. The record is from RefSeq and is a predicted model, not a curated record. Gene Ontology annotation, biological process: glycerophospholipid metabolic process. Gene Ontology annotation, molecular function: glycerol-3-phosphate O-acyltransferase activity.